AUGGACACAGUGACGGAGAGCAGCAUGGCCCGUGCCAUGGCACUGAUGGGGGGCAUCGGUGUCAUUCACAACAACUGCACUGUGGAGCAGCAGGCACGGAUGGUGCGAAGUGUGAAACUGUACCGCAACGGGUUUAUCAUGAAGCCAAAGUCUGUCUCCCCCGACGUGCCUGUCUCGACCAUUAGGAAUAUAAAAUCGGAGAAGGGUAUCAGCGGCAUUCUUGUCACAGAAGGGGGUAAAUACGACGGUAAAUUGCUGGGUAUUGUAUGCACCAAGGAUAUAGACUUCGUAAAGGAUGCCAGUGCUCCGGUGUCGCAAUACAUGACACGGCGCGAAAAUAUGACAGUGGAGCGGUACCCUAUCAAGUUGGAGGAGGCGAUGGAUGUACUGAACCGCAGCCGUCACGGAUACCUCCCCGUGCUCAAUGACAAGGACGAGGUGGUAUGCCUCUGUUCCCGUCGUGAUGCCGUCCGCGCGAGGGACUAUCCAAACAGUUCUUUGGACCGCAAUGGGCAUUUGCUUUGUGCGGCGGCCACCUCCACUCGGGAGGCCGACAAAGGACGUGUGGCAGCUCUGUCAGAGGCGGGUAUCGAUGUUCUGGUACUUGACAGCUCGCAAGGCAACACAAUUUAUCAGGUGUCUUUCAUACGCUGGGUGAAGAAGACAUACCCCCACCUCGAGGUUGUGGCCGGUAACGUCGUAACGCAGGACCAGGCGAAGAACCUGAUAGAUGCCGGGGCAGAUAGCCUGCGGAUCGGGAUGGGAAGUGGGAGCAUUUGCAUCACACAGGAGGUUCUUGCAUGCGGUCGGCCCCAGGCAACAGCAAUUUAUAAAGUUGCCCGCUACGCUGCUUCUCGUGGGGUUCCGUGUGUUGCCGAUGGUGGCCUGAGGAAUGUUGGUGACGUUUGCAAGGCGCUGGCGGUUGGCGCCAACGUGGCGAUGCUGGGUUCGAUGAUUGCGGGUACCUCCGAAACGCCUGGGGAGUAUUUCUUCAAGGAUGGCAUGCGGCUCAAGGGCUACCGUGGAAUGGGGAGCAUUGAUGCUAUGCUGCAGGGACGGGAGUCAGGCAAACGGUACCUGUCGGAAAAUGAAACCCUGCAAGUGGCACAGGGUGUGGCAGGGGCUGUGCUUGACAAGGGCUCCGUUCUGAAACUUCUGGCGUACAUCCAUAAGGGUUUGCAGCAGUCGGCUCAAGAUAUUGGGGAGGUGAGUUUUGAUGCCAUAAGGGAGAAGGUGUACGAAGGUCAAGUUCUCUUUAACCGGCGCAGCCUGACGGCGCAGUCAGAGGGUGCUGUUCACUCGUUGCACCACUACGAGAGGAAACUCUUUGCCUCGAAGCUCUAA
Trypanosoma brucei brucei TREU927 is the source of this 1344-nucleotide messenger RNA. Its product is annotated as inosine-5'-monophosphate dehydrogenase. NCBI's taxonomy places the organism in Eukaryota, Euglenozoa, Kinetoplastea, Trypanosomatida, Trypanosomatidae. Gene Ontology annotation, biological process: GTP biosynthetic process. Gene Ontology annotation, cellular component: cytoplasm. Bases 1 to 1344 code for a protein of 447 amino acids. The record is from RefSeq and is a predicted model, not a curated record. The transcript has a single exon. Gene Ontology annotation, molecular function: IMP dehydrogenase activity.